CAUACGCUUUAAGUAGGCACAAGGAAGAGAAAGUCCAGCAAACCAUGGAGUUGUCCUUUCAUCUGAUUCUUCUCUCUCUCCUGCUUAGCAGCUAUGGAGAGAGCAGCUGCAAAUGCACGCCUCGGAGCUCCUGCUGGCCAAGCUCCACAAUCUGGUCAGCUUUCAAUCGCUCCAUCGAUGGCCGCCUCCUCGCACCAAAGCCAUACGCCUGGCCGUGCCACACUCCGCAAUACGAUCCGGUCGCUUGCAGCGCUGCUAGGCAGCUCCAAAACAAUCCCUUCGCGAGGAGCGAGGUUGUCGGAGCUAUGCAGUAUCCGAACUGGGAGUCCGGCAUCACCGGUUUCGGCUGCCCGCUGAAUGGAAGCGGCGCUCUUUCCAGUCCCUGCUACCAAGACGAUGUCUCCAUCUACGCCAUCAAUGUUUCCAGUGUGUCUCACAUCCAGGCCGGAGUCGUCUUCGCCAAAAAGUAUAACUUGCGGCUGGCGAUCAAAUCGAGCGGGCACGACUGGCUUGGCCGGAGCACUGCGCCUGGCUCGCUGUGCAUCUGGCUCCACCAUCUCACGAACAUCUUCACGAACGACUCUUUCGUUCCGCAAAGUUGUCCAGUAAGUGAUCCGGUCCCUGCUGUGACUGCCCAGCCUGGUGUUACUUGGGACUUCCUCUACGACUUUCUGCGCCAGAGGAACCGGGUUGCCGUCGGGCCGAUGGGAUCCUCCCCGAGUGCCGCGGGAGGCUUCGUCCAAGGCGGUGGCCACGGGCCUUUGUCGCGGACGUUCGGCUACGCUGCUGACAAUGCUCUCGAGUUCACGGUGGUGACGGCUGAUGGACGAGUCCGAGUAGCCAACCGGUGCCGAAACCCGGACCUGUUCUGGGCUCUCAAAGGCGGCGGCGGAGGAACUUUCGGCGUCGUUGUUUCCGCGACGUACCGGACUUUCCCUGAUCUCCAGCUCGGCUACGUCCAGACUCUGUUCAUCGCUGCGUCUGCCACUCGCUCCAGCCACGAAGAUCUGAUCGCCAAGUUUGUGGAGGUCACGCCUUCCAUGGACGAAGCUCGGCUUGCCGGCUACUUCUUCCUCUACACGAACUAUAUCACCCUCUCUUUCGUGCUGCCGAAUGGAACAGCCGCGGAGGCACGGGCGGCGUUUGCUCCCCUGGUUUCCUACGUCGAGGGGCAUCCCCAGCUCUUCGUCAUCACCUACACCGUCACCUCGUAUCCAAACUUCGUCCAGUGGCACGACGGAGUCCUCUGCGCGACCAAUCCCGGAGUGUGCACCGAUCUAACAGGCGCGCCUCGGGCUCUGGCAACGCGGUUCAUGCCCAGGGCGAUCAUCCAGGACUCACCGGCGGUGCUGACAAACGCCCUCGUGAGAAUUCUCUUCGAGCGGAACUUCAGUCCCAUCUUCGGCUUGUUCGUGUUUGGAGGCGCGGCAGCGAGCGUCCGGGGCAGGAACAAUUCCCUGAGCGCUGUCUGGAGGGAGGCUCUGUGGCAUGUCAGCCUCUCCCGGACCUGGAACGACAGCACGACGGUGAAAGAGCGGCAGCAAAUCUUCCAGUAUCUUACCACGACCGACGACAUUCUUCGCAACAUCACGCCCGGCGGAGGGUGCUACAAGAACGAGGCGGACUACUUCGAGCCAUACUGGCAGGACGCGUUCUUCGGGGAGAAGUACUCGGCGCUCAAGGCGAUCAAGGAGAGCGUGGAUCCAACCGGCUUGUUCCUGUGCUGGAAGUGCGUUGGAAGCGAAAAUCUGGUCCAAGGCAACUGCAAAGCCGCAGGAAAUCGAAAAUCGGAACAUACCUCACUCACAUAGACCCCACAUAGACAUUGUAAAUAAAGGUAAUACAUUUGUUUUCCGAGCACGAAAAACAAUGACAGCUUGUUUCUCCGAAUUUGGCAAUGAU
Selaginella moellendorffii is the source of this 1902-nucleotide messenger RNA. RefSeq lists its product as uncharacterized. Lineage: Eukaryota; Viridiplantae; Streptophyta; Lycopodiopsida; Selaginellales; Selaginellaceae. The record is from RefSeq and is a predicted model, not a curated record. The transcript has a single exon. The coding region runs from base 45 to 1811 and encodes 588 amino acids. Gene Ontology annotation, molecular function: oxidoreductase activity; FAD binding.